Messenger RNA from Malassezia restricta, 1587 nucleotides. Its product is annotated as conserved oligomeric golgi complex subunit 8. Gene Ontology annotation, cellular component: COG complex. The coding region runs from base 1 to 1587 and encodes 528 amino acids. The record is from RefSeq and is a predicted model, not a curated record. The transcript has a single exon. Lineage: Eukaryota; Fungi; Basidiomycota; Malasseziomycetes; Malasseziales; Malasseziaceae. Gene Ontology annotation, biological process: intra-Golgi vesicle-mediated transport.
AUGGCUCAGGAUACAGGCAUUGCGCUGGAUGCGACACAAAGCACAUUAGCGAAAUUGAAGUUGUUGGAUAAACAUCAUGAAACAAUAAGCAGAGAAACUGCGCGAUACCUACGUGAACUUACGCAGAAUCCUCUUGAUGUUAUCGAGCAUCAACCAGCCCAACAACAAACCUCGGUUUUUUCUCUUGAACACCAGCUGUCUGACCUAUGUGUGCGAAAUACGUCUGCCUUUGUGUCGGCUCAAGAAGCAUUUGAUAAAAUCCCCCAAAUCUGCUCAUACAGCGAUGACAAACUGGCCUCACUCACAAAUUCUCAUGUGUCACGAAUUCAACAAGCGAUUGAAACGUUUGGGCAGCAAGCAAAUUUUGCGCUCACGUUAAGGAACUCCGCUUCAUCUAUGAAAGAUACCAUGGAAACAUCCUUGCUCCAGCUUCUCCGACUACCUCAGUUCGUGAGCACUUCUAUUUCCAAUGCGAAUUACGAGGAAGCUCUACAACUCACAGAACAUUUUUUUCAAAACCUACCGCCCAAAGAAAAAGAGGUUAAGCAUGUUGUCCAGGCUUUGCUGGAUAAUAUGUAUUCUGUUCUGCUACAUGCCCAGCAUCUCCUCAUGCAAGCAUUCCGCGAUCCUAAUGCCGAAUUACCAGAGGCGCGUGCAUGUGUUACAUACCUUUUACGACUCAAAUCGUUUGCCCGCAUUCAGUAUCCAGGUACAGAACUUGACCAACACAGUGCGGAUAUGUGCUUUGGAUUUUUACAUGCUCGAUUUCUCCGGGUUCACACCUGCCUAGAUCCUAAUGCUGACAUACUACUCAACAUCGAGUCCUGGAAAGAUACCGUCAUGAGUGCGUGUGCUACGGCUACCUCUCUUUAUUUGGAGAAUCGUGUAGAUCAAGCACAACCUAUUGACACGAUAUCUGUACAACUGAUUUCCAUGUUUGCAACUCAUGCUAUCGAUGUAUUAUACGAAUAUCUUUCACUCUACCUGCAUAAUUAUACACAUGCCCCGAUAGGUCCCGCGCCUCACCUGGAAGAAAUGUCGAAGCGAAUUAGCCUGAUCUAUUCUAAAUUAUGCUUUGUGUCGGACAGCUUAGCAAGCAUUGGCAUUUCUUUGGAACUCUCUCUCGUGCCCAGCACAGGAAGAAUUGAGUCAAGUUUGGAUGCAUUUGGUUUCGCGGCACUAUCUCUGUGGAUUGCUGCCUUGCACACAAUUCACCCCGAAGAAAUCAGUGCAACAUGCCCUGAAAAUGAAAGCCACAACAAAAUGCCUAGAGCAUUAUCUUCACAUCCUCUGUGCAUUGGGACCGCUAGGCAAGUUGUUGCUGCCCUAAAUGUUUUACGACACUUUGCACCUUUAAAUAUUCAUCAAGCUGCCGUGGAUGCUUUGGGGAAGCGAUUUGCUCAUAUCCUCUCUGAUCUACCAUCAAAAGAACAGCACUGCUUUGUGAACGUCCUUGCACCUUGGGCCUCUUCUGCGCUUGUCCAAGGUGUAUUUGACCAGCCUAAAGAAAGCUAUUCACUCUCGACAUGUGCUGAGUGGCGUCAGGCUUGUACAACUGUCAAGCAUACUGCUCUAAAUCCAACGUAA